Molecule: messenger RNA, 1261 nt
Organism: Ceratitis capitata (Mediterranean fruit fly)
Lineage: Eukaryota; Metazoa; Arthropoda; Insecta; Diptera; Tephritidae
Gene: Mnat9
Product: N-acetyltransferase 9-like protein
Exons: 1
Coding region: 164-787 (207 amino acids)
Biological process (GO): protein acetylation
Molecular function (GO): N-acetyltransferase activity
Source: RefSeq, a predicted model, not a curated record
UCGCAAUCGAUCCAUCUCGUCGCACAUACCAAUUGCCCUUUAUUUACGUUAGAUAUCCAAAUAUUAGUUAAUUAAUUUCGAGCAAAGACAACAUUGAAAGUGUAUAUUGUACAUUGAUCAAAAACUUCCAGAAUACAACACAAUUGUUUUAAACCUUAAAAAGAUGCGAUUAAACGAAAACACAAAAAUUGUUGGGAAGAAAGUAAUUUUAGUGCCAUAUUGUGCAUCACAUGUUAAAAAAUAUCACGAAUGGAUGAAGUCACCAGAAUUACAAGAGUUAACAGCAUCAGAGCCUUUGACACUUGAAGAGGAAUAUGAAAUGCAACGAAGCUGGCGUGAAGACGAGGAUAAAUGUACAUUUUUGGUCUUAUGUCGAGCAACGUAUGAAAAAAAUAACGAUGAAAUAGAUGCGUUGGUGGGAGAUACAAAUCUAUUUCUCAGAGUGAAUGAUGACGAAGAAAAUGGUUGCUUACCAGUGGCUGAAGCUGAGAUAAUGAUAGCGGAACCGAACGCGCGUGGUAAAGGUUACGGAUGGGAAGCUAUGCUUAUGCUGUUGAAAUAUGCCCAGAUAAAUUUGGGUAUUAAAAAAUUUGAGGCGAAAAUUGGAACAAAAAACGAAAAAUCUCUCCAAAUGUUCAAUAAAAUGAAAUUCAAAGAAAUAUCACGGUCAGCGGUAUUCGAUGAAGUCACCUUAAUGCGCUUCGUCGAUGAAGAUUGGGUCAAAUGGCUAGACGAGCAGGUGGUAUUGCAAUUUGAAAAUUACAAAUGCGAAGAUUUAUCUAGUUAGCAACAAUAAUUAUUUAUUAUAGCACCAUUCGUUAUUGAAAUAAACGUAAUGUAAUGUAUAUGCGCGAGGGUCGAGUGAUUAUGUUAGUCAGAAAGUGGAUUUGUUUUAAAAAACUCAAUUUGCAGUUUCUCAAAUAGAAUGUUAUAGUAUCUGUGCUCUUGAUUUUGACCUAUAAUUAUUUUAAAGAGCUUUGUAGAAUGUAUUUAGAAUUUUUGUCAGGGUAAUUAUGUUGUUAUCGCGCAUCCGAUAUACGGUGGAAUUAACGUUAAUUUAUCUUAGUUCCAACUGAUACUUUGAAUGAAUGAAAUUCAUUUGGAUUGAAAAUUUAAACAAUAUUUGUAAUUUAUUUCUUUUUCGAUUAAUCACAAAGGUCUAAACAUAUAUUAAACAUUCAAAGAAUGUUAAAAGAUAAAGGCAAAGCUGACAAUAUUAACUAUUGCGAUAAAAGGAUAUUAAAAUUAAUUAUUUUAAAAC